This is a messenger RNA of Bufo bufo (common toad), 1307 nucleotides long. Its product is annotated as nudix hydrolase 24, chloroplastic-like. NCBI's taxonomy places the organism in Eukaryota, Metazoa, Chordata, Amphibia, Anura, Bufonidae. Bases 42 to 935 code for a protein of 297 amino acids. The record is from RefSeq and is a predicted model, not a curated record. Gene Ontology annotation, molecular function: 8-oxo-dGDP phosphatase activity. The transcript has 8 exons.
CGGCUACAGUUGGAGUGGACUGUGUUACCUCCUGUAUAUCUAUGGCGUUAGCCGUGUGGUCUGAGCGGGUCCUGGAGCUACUGCUGAAAAUGAACAAUCUGCAGCAUGCAGGUUGUCUCCCAUUCUGCGUCCAGGGACAGCGGGUCGGCUGGGUGACGCAGCCAGUGGCGCAGGUUCUCCUGCAGAGUUCUGACAUUUUCACAUUAUAUAAAGAGGACUCCGGGGCCCGGCUGGAGCUGAGUGAUCGGCUGCGCACCCCCCAUGAGCGGACGCGGGCCGUGCAGGAGGUGAUGGAGGCGCUCAGAGGUCGGGGAGCCUUCCCCUGUCUCCAGGAAUGGAGUGACGAGCUGUUGGAUGUGAAGACUUUCUUCUCAGAUCCUCCUCUUCUCAGCGUAGAGCGAGCAGCCACACCUCUCCUUGGAGUCUCCCGCCGCGGUGUCAAUGUGAAUGGCUUUCUACGCAGAGGCUCUAAAAUCUUUAUGUGGAUCGCACGACGUUCAUUAACAAAACACAACUACCCCGGAAUGCUGGACCAUCUGGCGGCCGGAGGAAUCUCUGCAGGGUCCGGCGUGUGGGAGACCCUCCUAAAGGAGUGUGAAGAAGAGGCGUGUAUCCCAGAAUCCCUUGCAUCCAAAGCCAGACCAGCCGGGACUGUAAGCUAUGCUUAUGAGAUGGACGAUGCCCUGUACCUGGAGUGUGAGUAUGUCUUUGACUUGGAGGUUCCUGAGUCCUUUCAGCCUCAUGCAGGGGACGGAGAGGUGCAGGAGUUCUAUCUAUGGCCCCUGGACAAGGUGAGAGAUGCUAUCGCCACCCAGGAGUUUAAACCCAACUGUGCUCUGGCCGUACUAGAUUUCCUCAUCCGGAACGGGCACAUUCAGCCGGACGAAGAAAAGUAUUACACCAAGUUUGUGGAGAAUCUGCACAGACCGCUGUGAUGUCACAUGAGAGAAUCACAAUCCAAUUCUGUGAUGUCACAUGACUGAUCCACAAUCCAAUUACCUGAUGUCACAUGACUGAUCCACAAUCCGAUGCUGAGAACACCACAAUCCAGUUCCAUGAUGUCACACCUGAUCCAGUAUAAGAUGAAUGAUGGAGGAAUUAUGGGUAGUUAUAUACUGGUGGAUAUUUUCUUGGUCUCACAAUACCCUUAAGGACUGUUUUCACUCUAGCUCUACGCUUAUAUUCCUGAACCAGGCAGCUCAGGAUGAGUACAUCUGUAUAUCCUCACAGGAGGUGCCAAAGAGCAUAGAAUGAAUCAAUUAUGUAAAAAACCCUGUGAUGUCACUGGUGUCCUUGCUGAAUCUGAU